Molecule: messenger RNA, 717 nt
Organism: Fraxinus pennsylvanica
Lineage: Eukaryota; Viridiplantae; Streptophyta; Magnoliopsida; Lamiales; Oleaceae
Source: the annotation of a GenBank genome assembly
AUGGUGGGUCGAAGGAUCAUGUCACUGCUGAAGAGCAGAGCCGCCACCGCCGUACCGUCACUACCAGCACAGGCCAAGGCGGCAGAAGAAGGGAAAACAAAAUCAUGGGGUUUCAAAGUGGUUUCGGGGGCAUUAAUUUGUUUGACAGGAGGCGUCGCUUUGAGCGCUCUUGAUGAUCUCGCCAUUUACCAUGGCUGUAGCAGCAAGGCCAUGGAGAGAGCCAGUAAGAACCAGGCUAUAAUUGAUGCCAUUGGUGAGCCUAUUGCAAGAGGUCCUUGGUACAAUGCAUCACUAGCAGUAGCUCACAAACGCCAUUCUGUAUCAUGCACAUUUCCUGUUUCUGGACCCCAAGGCACUGGAAUCUUUCAGUUGAAAGCAGUUCGUAAUGGAGAGGAUUCUUGGUUUUCAUUUUUGCAUUCCCGUGACUGGGAAAUCCUCAUUAUGGAAGCUCUACUCCAUGUCCCGGAGAAUGAAGAGAAGCAACAAACAUUUCGGAUUAGUGUUUCCGAUUAUCCUUCUCCUUCAGCUUGCAAGUGGAUGCCAUCCACUGAUUGCGGCACUUUGCUGGACCAUGACAUUAAGGCAGCAUGGCUUGGUCCUGGACACGGGCUGGUGCAGUGGUCUGGCCAUCAAGAUGGGCCAUUGUCCACUUUGACACCUCGUCCAUGGCUUGGACCUGUGGGAUGGGCCGUCAAAAUAAGUCGACACCUCGUGUAA